This is a messenger RNA of Paralichthys olivaceus (Japanese flounder), 785 nucleotides long. It is a transcript of the gene rida, whose product is annotated as reactive intermediate imine deaminase A homolog. The record is from RefSeq and is a predicted model, not a curated record. Lineage: Eukaryota; Metazoa; Chordata; Actinopteri; Pleuronectiformes; Paralichthyidae. Gene Ontology annotation, cellular component: cytosol; mitochondrion. Gene Ontology annotation, molecular function: deaminase activity.
AGCCCGGUGUGUGACCAGAGCAGGGGCGGAUCUCUGUGAUCAAUAAACUGACCAAGAGCCAAAGUUGAACUUGGAGCAGCAGAGCAGGAGAAGAACUGCAGAGAGGAAACAUCUGUAGAAAUCUCAGAGAGGAAACAUCUGUAGAAAUAAAUAUCUGUAGAAAUAAAUAUCUGUAGAAAUCGACAUCUAGAAGUCUCAGAGUAGAAACUAUGGCAUCUCUCCGUCGACAGGUUCCUUACACACCUAAAGCUCCAAUCAGACAGGGAAUAUACAGUCAGGCGGUGGUUGCGGACAGAACCGUGUACAUCUCCGGUCAGCUGGGGAUGGAUGUGGCCUCAGGUCAGCUGGUGGAAGGAGGAGUCCAGGCCCAGGCCAAGCAGGCUCUUAUCAAUAUGGGGGAGAUCCUUAAAGCUGCAGGUUGUGACUACACCAACGUGGUGAAGACGACUGUGCUGCUCGCUGACAUAAAUGACUUCAACAGCGUCAAUGAGGUCUACAAGACAUUUUUCACCAGUAACUUUCCUGCCAGAGCUGCUUACCAAGUCGCUGCUCUCCCCAGAGGUGGACUGGUGGAAAUCGAGGCGGUCGCUGUUGUCGGACCUCUCUCAGACUCCUGACUAACCGGCCCCAUCACAAACAAGUUAUAGACCAACCGCCAAGUGGACUAAGAGUUGUGCUGCUGAGGCCUCGUAUUUCCACAUGACACAUAAAAGAAGUUCUGUUGUUGCCUCUGCGGCUGGUUGACUGCAGCAAUAAAGUGUUUUUAGUAUCAUAUCAAUGGAAAA